Esox lucius (northern pike) is the source of this 2770-nucleotide messenger RNA. RefSeq names its product ganglioside induced differentiation associated protein 1 (gene gdap1). Gene Ontology annotation, biological process: mitochondrial fission; mitochondrial fusion. The transcript is spliced from 7 exons. NCBI's taxonomy places the organism in Eukaryota, Metazoa, Chordata, Actinopteri, Esociformes, Esocidae. The record is from RefSeq and is a predicted model, not a curated record. Gene Ontology annotation, cellular component: mitochondrial outer membrane. The coding region runs from base 464 to 1567 and encodes 367 amino acids.
ACGGUUUUGCCAUUUGAGAUUUACGAGGUCAUACUAUAAAGUUAUAGCCUACUGUGCAGUCUACACAGCUUGUUUAUUCAAUCAGUUUGUUGGCUUUAUAAAAAUGUUAAGCCCGCGGUCGAAUGGAACCUAUUUGUAAUUACAUUGCUGACCAUACCUCACAUCUAAACCCAACAGAGAUUCGAGGGAGAACCGGAUAACACUGACACCUACUGAUGGCUGUAGGGAAUUGUCCAAUGGUCGACAGACUUGUUGAAAACACUUGUCGUUUUUUGCCUACAUAGGGCUAUGGGUCAUAGCCUCCUCCAAGCGAGAGAUUAACUUACAACGCGGACAUCCAUCAUCCUUCACGGAGAAUCAGUGCUGAGAAUCAGUGCUCAGAGGGGCGUGAUCCUGAUGACGUAACGGGGUGGGCGUCUGGCUCGGCGUUCCCACCCGUUCCAGUGAGCGACAUACCGCUAAAAUGGCGACGGAAAACAGCUCCGAGUCUCAGGAUGAGAAAGAAAUCCUCAUCAACAAGGGAGCUGUUCAGGAGACGCCACAGCAAGAGAGCACAUCUGUCGCAGAAAUAACAAACCCGAAACCGUCCAAACUGAUGUUGUAUCAUUGGACGCAGUCAUUCAGUUCUCAGAAGGUGCGUCUGGCCAUAGCAGAGAAAGGCCUGCGGUGUGAAGAGUAUGAUGUAAGCCUCCCCCUCAGUGAGCACAACGAACCCUGGUUCAUGAGGCUGAACCCAGCAGGAGAGGUGCCCGUGCUUGUCCAUGACGACACCGUCAUCACAGACCAUGUACAGAUCCUGGACUAUCUGGAGCAGAACUUCAGGCAUGAAGGCAGUAUUAACCUCAUCCCUGAGGAGGGAAGCAUGUAUUACCUCAGGGUUCAUCACUACAGGGAGCUUCUGGACUCCCUCCAGAUGGACGCCUACACCCAUGGCUGCAUCCUGCACCCUGAAAUCACUGUGGACUCACACAUCCCUGCCUACGCCACAGCACGUAUACGAGCCCAGAUUGGAAAUACAGAAUCAGAGCUGAAGAAACUAGCUGAGGAGAACCCAGAGCUAAAAGAUGCCUACAUGGCUAAAACAAGGCGUUUAAAACACAAGCUUUUGGACCAUGACAACAUGAAGUACCUGAAGAAGAUGUUAGAUGAGCUGGAGAAGGUCUUGGACCAGGUGGAGACAGAGCUACAGAGGAGGGCGGAGGAAACACCAGAGGAGUCCAGUAGUGAGUCGUGGCUGUGUGGGGAGUUCUUCAGCAUGGCCGACGUCUCCCUGGCCGUCACCCUGCACCGCCUCACGUUCCUGGGCCUGUCCCGCCGUUACUGGGGCAACGGCAAGAGAGUUCACCUGGAGGCCUACUACGAGCGAGUCCUGGGGCGCCCGUCCUUCCGGAGGGUUCUGGGUCAUGUCAACAACAUUCUGAUCUCGGCCGUGCUGCCUGCCGCAUUCCGGGUUGCCAAGCAACACGUGCCCGCUUUCAUCGGAACCGCCCUACUCGUCGGUGUCUUGGGCGGAGCCACAUACCUGGCCUUCCUCUACCUGAGGAACAGGCUGUCACUGGCCAGGUGAAGAGGGGGCCCUUCUCCACCUGAAGGACAGAAUGAACAGGUGAUGGCCCAGGCGGGAUGGAGGAGAGGUGGGGGAGGGAAGAGAGAGACUGUUGGGGAGCGAGUGGAAGAAAUAAAUUAGGAGAAGGAAGAUCGUUAGAGAGGUGGAUAUGGCAAGAGAAAGAAAUGGAGAGAUGUUCAGACCCAGAAUGUUUGUUGAUGUUGUUGUUAACCAUAAAUAGAAUAGAAUAUAACUUUAUUGAAUACCACUUUACUGUCCCCAUCAUUUGGACCUUUCUGUUUGCAAUGUUGCAAUUUGCACAAAUAGAACUUUCAAUCAUUUUCAUUUACAGCAGUUGGCUUCAAUGCUUGAAUAUAAAAUAUCACAUAUAUAUUUUUUUUAUAUUUGGCAUGAUACAACUAAACCAGCUUUGGCUAUAAAUGUGCAAUGGGUUAAAAUACAAUCUGAGACUGCAUAGAUGUUAAUAAAAAACAGACAUAUAAAAUGAAUACAUUGCUAGUCUUUUCCUUUUCCAAGUCCAUUUCCUUUGCACCAUGUGGAGAAAAGACUGUCUUUGCUGCUCCCUGGACUUCAGAAUGACCCAGCCUCUCACGUCAAGUCUGCUGACAGCAUUUCUAGUUUUAUAACAAGACCCACCUAUUUCCUGAGGCUUUUAAAAUGUUUUCACAAUGCUUUGCGUUUCUCAAUACUUUUUGUGUCCUCAUGCACAUCUUAAAAUGGGACUUUUAUCCAUUACACAUUUUAUUAAUUAUUAUUGUUUAUUCAUCUUGAAGUGGGACCUUUUGUCCAUUACAAAUCAAAUUCAUUAUUUAUUGUUAAUUUAUCUUAAAUUGGAACCUUUGUCCAUUACAAAUCAAAUUCAUUAUUAUUAUGUUAUUAUUGACACUUUUCACCAGUGGACAACCUAGACAGGAGGAAAUUAAAUGUAUUUCAUAUAUAGUAUGAUACAUAUACAUACUGGGUCCCAAAUAGGUGAGAGUCCUAUGAACCCUGGUUCAAAGAAAGCCCCUAGAUAGGGAAUAUGGUGCUAUUUGGGACAUGACCGCAGUCUCUGAUAGACACAUCCUGUCUGUGGGAUUGUGUGAUGAUUUGCUUGAUUGUCAUGUUCUGAUUGUAAGUUGUCUGAACCCUCAUUGAAAUGUCCCUUGCAUUCUUCUUCCCAUCGAUGUGUCCUGAUGAAAUUAAACCGAUUCUCUUACUUCA